Molecule: messenger RNA, 1338 nt
Organism: Camelina sativa (false flax)
Lineage: Eukaryota; Viridiplantae; Streptophyta; Magnoliopsida; Brassicales; Brassicaceae
Product: disease resistance protein RML1A-like
Biological process (GO): defense response
Source: RefSeq, a predicted model, not a curated record
AUGCAUGCUUUAGUUGAGAAAAUGGGAAGGCAGAUUGUGCGUCAAGGAUCCAAGAAAAAGCCUCAUAAACAAUUAAUUUUGUGGGAUCCCCGGGAAAUUUCUAAAGUACUGGGACAUAACUUGGGGACAAACCAAAUUCAUUGCUUAGCACUGCACAUGUGUGAGAUGCGUAGAAAUUUAGCUAUAAGCUGUAUUAAUUUCUUGCCGUUGUAUAAUCUCAAGUAUUUAAAGUUCUACAAGCAUCUGGAUGAUACAGACUCCAAACUGCAAUUUGUUACAGAAGAUAAUAUACUUCCCCCUGACCUUGAGCUUAGGUUGCUUCAUUGGGACGCAUAUCCGUUGAUAACACUUCCUUUCGAUCUACACCUAGAGUGUCUUGUUGAACUCAAGUUCCGGUACAGUAACCUCGAGAGCCUUUGGGAAGGGACACCGGAGCUUGGGAACUUGAGGAGACUAGAUGUGACGGGGUCUAAGAAUCUGAAAUAUUUUCCAGAUAUUUCAAUGGCCAAGAAGCUGGAGGACGUGUCAAUGAAUGAUUGCGCGAGGCUGGAACAAUUUCCAAGUCAAAUUUCCGUGAUUUUGUUUGCCUUGAGAUCAAGCGGAACAACUUUCAGGUGCCACAGCUUUUCAGACUUCCCUCUUUUGACAGUAUUAAACCUCAUCAACUUGAAUCUUGAAAACAUCCCAUCAAGUCUUGGUAAAAUGCAUGCUCUAGAGAAAUUGAAUUUCAGCGGAAAUGACUUCAAAAGUUUACCUAGAACCAUGAAACAACUCCAGAAGUUGAAAUAUCUGGACCUCCAUAACUGCUGCAAACUAGAAGCAUUGCCACCACUAACUCAAGUAGAGACGCUUAUACUUUCCAACUGUAUCAACCUCCAAUCAUUGCUAGAACUCCCUAAUUUACUAGAGGAUCAUGGCAUACACCACUUGCUUGAGCUUGAGCUUGAUAACUGUAAAAACGUUCAAUCACUUUCGCACCAGCUCAGCCAUUUCACCAAUUUGGAAAAGCUAGACCUCAGCAAACACGAUUUUGAAACAAUGCCUGCUAGCAUCAAAGAGCUAUCCUCGUUAAGAACUAUUAGCCUGAACAGUUGUAGGAAACUCAAAUCAUUGGAAGAGCUUCCAUUAAGCCUUAAAUGUCUCUACGCACAUGGCUGCUACUCACUGGAAGGUGUAACCCUUUCAUAUGGGCAUUAUUUAGAAGACUUUGAUCUUGAUCAUUGCUUCCAUUUAAAGCUAGAUAUUCUUCUAAUUACUUGGUCUCCAACUAAAAGCCGUAGCAAAAAGGUACCAGGUUGCUGUUUCCCAGAAUCUGGGAUGCCAAAUUUAUGUACAUGA